CCACUGCAAGCGCAGUUCAUUUCGAGCCGUCAGAAAACCUGAAAACCCAAGCACUUACUUAUUGUAGCUUGCAAUAAUUAUGUCUGGGUCUAAGGCUUUUUUUAUUGUUGCAGCUUUUUCUUUUCUAUUGUGCAGUGUUGUUAGCUUGCCUGAGUACUGUGGGAAGCCCACUGAAGCGAAAACCCUUGGUCUGCCAGAAGGAUUCAAGUUGAAGCAAACUCACGUGAUAAUCAGACAUGGUGAUCGUGUCCGUGCAGGGUAUCAUGGCCCAUGCUGGGAUGGUGACAAAGCCAUCUGGGACUGCACCUUGACAUCAGCUUCUCUUCCGGCUAUUAAACAUGACUCCCAUUACAUAGUUGUUGAUCGCAUCUACAGGCGUGUUUAUCUGAACGGCCGGGAGUCUGAUGCUGGAGACUGUGCCAUUGGCCACUUGACAUUAGAAGGCUACAAACAGCAAGAGCUUAAUGGUCAGAUCCUGCGAAAAGUAUAUGUAGAUACUGGAUUCCUGAAAUCAAACUUCUCUUCAACAGAAAUGUACCUCAGGAGUGAUGAUGAAUCAAGGACAAUGCAGUCUGCCCAGGCACUCAUCCUUGGCAUGUAUCCCCCUGCAACCAUCGCGUCAGACCGCGCUCAAGUGGCUGACAUAAACACCAUGGAUAAGCUAUUUGAUAGCAUCGAACCUAACACUAUGUUAUGCCCAAAGCUAUCAGAGUACAACCAUGGGUUCUUGAAGACCGACAUGUGGAGACAUCACUACAAUGGCAUUACCAAGCCACUCCUCCUGGAAGUCCAAAAGGCUCUUGGCUCUAAUAAAACUCUUGAUAUUGAUGGCUUGGAUGACCUUGUGGACUGUAUUCACACCCAUCAAUGCCACGGCUUUGCGAUCCCGCCCGGUAUAACAGAUGACCUUUUCAAGCGCAUGGUGGAUGAACUCUUGUACCGCUGGAAUUCCAUGUACUUGUACCCUUCCCGGGAGAAGUAUGCUACCGUCGGCAUUGGUUUUCUAAUCAAGGACAUUUGGCAGGAGGUUAUGGAGUCCCUUACGGGUGAAUCCCUUAGGAAGUUUCUGCUGUAUUCCGGACAUGAUGGGACAAUUCAACCAUUUUUGAGUGCCUUCAACGUUACUGAUUUCAAAUGGCCCCCCUACGCCUCUUUUCUUAUGCUAGAGAUACUCGAGGUCACCGGAACUCCCCAAGCCGGUACCCCCCAGUACGCAGUGCGCAUGCUCUACAAUGGAGAGCUGCUGAAGUUUCCAUUCUGCGAUGCCAAUCCCUGCCCCAUGGAUCAGUUUGAAGCAUACGUUAACACCAUUAUUCCACACAACCCUGCUGAAGACUGCAAGGUUUCAGACCCUGAGGUGCUCAAUCAGAAGCCGAUUCGUUUCCUUCCCAACAGAGAUGGCUAAGCUAAAAGGUGCACUCAGUGAAGCUGUCUUGGUGAGGUUGAUCUACAAAAGCAACACCUUUACAAACCUUGUCUGAUUUUUAUUGAGGUUGAGAUCGGACAACCCUCAAUUUAUUGACUAAUCCUUAAACUACAUUGUUCUUUUAAGUUGUUCGCGACCUUUUUGAAUUGCUAGUGCAAAUCGCGCUGUGUAUCCCGUAAUUCGUCUCGCAAUUAGUAGCGUAAAAAUCCUUUUUAGUCGCGCGAUGCGUCACGCGAUGCGUCACGAGAUAUGUUACGUGAUAAGUCGCGAUGUGUCACGUGAUAAGUAACAUGGUUUUCAGUCGACGUUGCUGUAUACACGUGCUUUUAAACACGAGGUUCCGUUUAUAAAAAGGGAUAGCUCCUCCCACCCCCGGGCUCAAGAACAAUCAAUUAUCAAUCAGCCGUCAAUGAGUCAACAUGUCAGGGCAAUUUCUCUGAGCGCUAAAUUCAAAUUUUAUAUUUAUAUAAUUCCCAGAGUUGUCCAUCUAAAAAAAGUGUCUAUCGUAAAAUAAUGCUAUACCAAGCUGUGUGCACUCUAAAAUACGAACAUUUUCAUCACAGCACGAAAAUAAUUUAUGCAGAUGCGUUAGAUUACAAGGGCGUAGCCCGGGGGUAGCCUAGGCCCCCCCCCUUUAGUAGCCAAAAAUACAGUUAAUGUAUGAGACAUUAUCUAAAAUAAUGGAGAAAAUGCCUUGAAAGUCCCUUUAUGCCUCUGUUAAAAAUCCUGGCUAGACGAGAGCUUGCAGCACGACCUUCACAGAUGGUAAUUUCCGUGGCACGAAUAAUGCAGAAAGGUAGUUAGGUGAGAAUUAGUAUCGCAAUAAGAUUUUAGCUGUUGUGGGAGUAAUUAAAUAACAACUGCUUCCAGCUUGGUAAAUUUAUUAUAAUUGACAAAAGUUUAUGUAUAAGCUUCGUAUGAAAUACUGAUACUUGUGCUGAAGAAAUUAAUGAUAACAUAAACUAUCAAAAUAAAAUGGCUUUUUUUUACAAACGAA
Molecule: messenger RNA, 2423 nt
Organism: Nematostella vectensis (starlet sea anemone)
Lineage: Eukaryota; Metazoa; Cnidaria; Anthozoa; Actiniaria; Edwardsiidae
Product: counting factor 60
Exons: 9
Coding region: 80-1405 (441 amino acids)
Biological process (GO): dephosphorylation
Molecular function (GO): phosphatase activity
Source: RefSeq, a predicted model, not a curated record